Messenger RNA from Talpa occidentalis (Iberian mole), 6873 nucleotides. It is a transcript of the gene PAK2, whose product is annotated as p21 (RAC1) activated kinase 2. The record is from RefSeq and is a predicted model, not a curated record. Bases 323 to 1897 code for a protein of 524 amino acids. Gene Ontology annotation, cellular component: cytoplasm. Lineage: Eukaryota; Metazoa; Chordata; Mammalia; Eulipotyphla; Talpidae. Gene Ontology annotation, biological process: intracellular signal transduction; regulation of axonogenesis; protein phosphorylation. The transcript is spliced from 15 exons. Gene Ontology annotation, molecular function: protein serine/threonine kinase activity; ATP binding.
CCUCCCCCAGGGUUGUGGCCACGCGCAGCAGCGGCGGUUUUCCGCUUCCCCUCCGGCCCGGGCCGUCGCCAUUGCCGAAGGCUCCCAGCCCGCCCCUCCCGGCGCCCUGGGGCUCGGCUGCCGCUCGGCCUAGCGGUAGCUGCCGCUGCGCUCCCGGCGGCCCCGCUUCCCGCCCCGCUUCCGCGUCCUUCCCUCCCUCCCCGCCCCGCGCCGCGCGCUCGCCCGGGGCGGCGCCGGAGCCCGCCGGCCGGGAGCUCGGACCGAGGCGCCUCGCUGGGGCGGGGACCUUCCCUCGCCUGGGGCAUUGUCAUAAUUCUGAAACAUGUCUGAUAACGGAGAACUGGAAGACAAGCCUCCAGCACCUCCUGUGCGAAUGAGCAGUACCAUUUUUAGCACCGGAGGCAAAGACCCUUUGUCAGCCAAUCACAGUUUGAAACCUUUGCCCUCUGUUCCAGAGGAAAAAAAGCCCAGGAAUAAAAUCAUCUCUAUAUUCUCUAGCACAGAGAAAGGAAGUAAGAAGAAAGAGAAGGAACGGCCAGAAAUCUCUCCUCCAUCGGAUUUUGAGCAUACCAUCCAUGUUGGUUUUGAUGCUGUUACUGGAGAAUUCACUGGCAUGCCAGAACAGUGGGCUCGCUUAUUACAGACUUCCAAUAUCACCAAAUUAGAGCAAAAGAAGAAUCCUCAGGCUGUGUUGGAUGUCUUAAAGUUCUAUGAUUCCAACACAGUGAAGCAGAAAUACCUGAGCUUUACACCUCCUGAGAAAGAUGGCUUCCCUUCUGGAACACCAGCACUCAGUACCAAGGGAUCGGAAACAUCAGCAGUAGUAACAGAGGAAGAUGAUGAUGAUGAAGAGGCUGCUCCUCCUGUUAUUGCCCCACGACCAGAUCAUACAAAAUCAAUUUAUACACGAUCUGUAAUUGACCCUAUUCCUGCACCAGUUGGUGAUUCUAAUGUUGAUAGUGGUGCCAAGUCUUCAGACAAACAGAAAAAGAAGACCAAAAUGACAGAUGAAGAAAUAAUGGAGAAAUUAAGAACUAUUGUCAGCAUAGGUGACCCUAAGAAAAAAUACACAAGAUAUGAAAAAAUUGGGCAAGGGGCUUCUGGUACAGUUUUCACUGCUACUGAUGUGGCACUGGGACAGGAGGUUGCUAUCAAACAGAUUAAUCUACAGAAACAGCCAAAGAAGGAAUUGAUUAUUAAUGAGAUUCUGGUGAUGAAAGAAUUAAAGAAUCCCAACAUAGUUAACUUUUUGGACAGUUACCUGGUGGGAGAUGAAUUGUUUGUGGUAAUGGAGUACCUUGCUGGGGGAUCACUCACUGAUGUUGUAACAGAAACUUGCAUGGAUGAAGCACAGAUUGCUGCUGUAUGCAGAGAGUGUUUACAGGCAUUGGAGUUUUUACAUGCUAAUCAAGUGAUCCACAGAGACAUCAAAAGUGACAAUGUGCUUUUGGGAAUGGAAGGAUCAGUUAAACUUACCGACUUUGGUUUCUGUGCCCAGAUCACUCCUGAGCAGAGCAAACGAAGUACCAUGGUUGGAACACCAUACUGGAUGGCACCAGAGGUGGUUACACGGAAAGCUUAUGGCCCUAAAGUGGACAUAUGGUCUCUGGGUAUAAUGGCUAUUGAGAUGGUAGAAGGAGAGCCUCCAUACCUCAAUGAAAAUCCCUUGAGGGCUUUAUACCUGAUAGCAACUAACGGAACCCCAGAACUUCAGAAUCCAGAGAAACUUUCCCCAAUAUUUCGGGAUUUCUUGAAUCGAUGUUUGGAGAUGGAUGUGGAGAAAAGGGGUUCAGCCAAAGAAUUAUUACAGCAUCCCUUCCUGAAAUUGGCCAAACCAUUAUCUAGCUUGACACCACUCAUCAUGGCAGCUAAAGAAGCAAUGAAGAGUAACCGUUAACAUCCUUGUCGUGGCCUCAUAUUCUUUUUUCCAUUUUCUAAAAGAAGUAUUUUAAUAUAUGAAAGUUAUUACUCUUUUGGGAGGUUAUAGAGAAAAGGUCUGGAUACAAGGAAGAAAAAAACAAACUACUUCCUGAAGACAACCAAGAGAAAAUUGCAAAAUAGAAUGACAGCUUUCUAUCGAAUCCCUUCUUUAGGGUCCAAAAGGAAUUGUGGACUGAAUCACUAGCCUUUUUUCAGCAACAGCCCAUUAGGGUCAUUUAUCGUGCUUGAGAAUUGUAUUUUAUUUUGCUGACUGCAUUGUAAUAGAUCCCAUUCAUUGUCCCUCUUGGGGUAUUUUUAAUACUUGAAUGGCAGAUUCGAUUUUUUUCAAAUUAUUUGAUUCAUCUGCUAGUCUUCUUUAAGCUCUUCAUAGCUUUUUUUCCCCUUGACAUGCUCCUUUUGAGUUGCUUUGAGAAAGUUUUCUUAAUCCUAAAUUCAAGGCAAGUGUGAUAGAAAUUAUGUAGCUCUUUAUAUUGGCAGAGGAGCUUGAUAUGGUUUAACUUUAUAUAGAAGUUAGGACCAGCUGUUGUUACAUGUAAUAUUUCAGUUCAGAACCUGAACUGAAGGAAGGGAAGAAAAGUAUGUGAUUUUUAACCUUUUAACCUAAUGUGAAAAGUCAGUUUUAGAAAUUUCAUGGUAGUGAGUUUGGCAUUUGUUACAUGUAUAGAGAGACGACUAAUAAUCUAUAUUUAUAACUAAAUCAUUGAGUCAGAAAAUGAAUUCCCAUGGACUAUAUAUCUUUACAGUUUUAUUUUCCUUUUUGACUAUAUUCUCUUCAGAUUUGGCUUCAGGAACCAAAGUGAUUUGUUCUGGUUCCAACUUGGGCUCUUUGUCUUCGGUUGGCGCCACUCUUUUUCCUCCUUUUUUCCCCACCUCCCAUUUAUUCUUUCAUUUUUGAAAUGUUUCUGUAUAUGUUGUAAUGUUAGUUUGUUUGUGUUUUAAUUAACCCUUUCUUACCCUGUUCUCCCCUUCUUCCCCCCAUGGUAAAUAAUAUAAUAACCAUUGAAUUUUUAGAAGUUCAAAGUUAAGUUUUUCCAUUAAAAGGCAAAACAUACUUGGGACUGGUAGAGACAAAGUGAGGGUCUUGAAUCUUGGUGAGCUCUAAAAUAAUUAGAUGAGAUUAUAUCCAUGAAAGAAAUGUCAGUUAUAUAAAGGCACAGCUUCUAACCAGUAAACUAUAGAGAUUUGUUGUAAGUUACAUUGUUCCCAACCCAUUACCAACAAGUUACUGUCUAUGAGAACUUAAGUAACAAAUUAUUGAUACAUUUAAUGAUCAUUUGAGAUGUUGAGUUACUUUUUUCAAAUAAAUAAUAUGUAAAAAAAGAAAUAGAGAAAGGAAGAAAAAUGUGUUUAUUGAUAGUAAUACUUUUUUUUUUAAAGAUGAAAAGGUCUGUGACCAAUAGCAUUAUUAGAGGAUCUCUCUUUUCCCUUCCUCUCUCCUCUGUCCUUGUUUGCCAUUGGGGACAGUAUUGUCCCAUCUAAGAGGCCAAGAGCCACAUACAAGAGAAAAAUUUGUGGCUUAAUUCUGACAUUUUUCCACCAUCCCUUCCUAAUUAAUUUCACACCUUACCAUCCUGCACUCAUACAAAUCAUGAAUAAAAGUGAUUUUAAUGUUUUAGCUUUGCAUUAGGGAAACAGGGGUAUGUUUACUGUCAUUCCCAGCAUGUCUGUGUGAAAAAUAUACACGUAAGGAUAAGAAAUGGGGUUUUGUUUAAUUAAAUUGAUAAUGCAGAAGGAUUUUCAGAAGAAAUGAUAAGAUAUUUUGUGAAACUUAUCUAGAGCACUUAAUGGUCUCUUCAACUUGAUUCUUUGAUUUUUGUCUGGAUUAUAUUGAUCUUGAGCUAUUACUAAAUUUACAAUAACAGGCUUGUUUAUUACAGUGCCUCUUGAAUUCCAGAUUUGAACAUUUUUUGUAAAUAGUUGUCUGAAUGGAUUCUGAUAAAGAAGAUUCUACCAAUAACACAGAACAACUAGAUAAGACUGAUCAUCAUGACCACUCUGGAAGGCACUGCCAUGCAUAAGUCAUAAAGAUCAUACUGAUUGAAUACAGUGCCAAUGCCACAUUUUUAUGCUUAUGACCUCAACAAAGGUCUUUUCAGUUUAUAGAAGCAGUUUGGGAUUUGUAUUUACAACUUCUUUGAUAGUUACCUGUAUGUCCAUUGCUGGCAACGGACUUUGUCAUUAAAACCUGACUCCCAGAUUAAGGGAGCGACACUGUGGUUUUAGUCUUUACUUAAUUCAGAUAAACUAACUUGUUAUAGAAAUAUACUUUGGUUAAUUCUAAAAUGUGUCAUUUUAAAACAAAAUAAUCAUAAGCAAUAUGGAAUUGUGAUUUAUUAGCUCAUUUUAAAUUAAAAUGUUCAAAAUCUGUUGAAAGAAAAAUUUUAUCUGAAUCAAGAUUCAUGUUUCUUUUUUAAAUAAUUGCCUUUUAUAUUCACUUUGUCAUCACCUUAGAAUGAAAAUUCCCAUUUAAAUCUAAAUGUUUACCUUAAUUGUCCUCUUUAGUCCUCUUGUGUAAUUAGAACAAUAUUACUAUAGUACUUAUUUAUUAUAUUUCAGACUUUGUCGGUCUUAAAGUUUCCUUCUCCUGUAGUUCCUUUUGCUGCUUUAAGGGACAGUUAAAACUGGGAAACCAUGAAAAUAUUGAAUAUUUUAUCCUACCUAGUAUAGUAGUUGCGUGGAUUGAUUGAGAUAGCAUAAGAAACCAAGGCUGACACAACUCUGUCUUCAUGUGUUGAAUGCCUGGCACAUUAUAUAAAUUCUCUUCCCUUCAACAUAGAAAUAUUAAGCUGCUUAAAAUGUAUUUAAUUACCACCAAUCCUAAACAAACCUGUGCCUUUAACAAGCAAUUUAAAACUACCUAAUGAGUAUUUCUUUGUAGGGCUCAUAUAAAUACAUGUUUUUAUAUACUGUAUCCUAGUCAGAAUAAUUUAGAUCUGAUCAGGCAAUAUCUAAUGAGAACAAAUGGGUGCUUAAAGAAUUUGCAUUGGUUUUUUUAAACUAAUUUUUAUAAAACAUACUGAGAUCCAUAUCCAGUGAAAUAUAAAAAAAAUCAUUAUAGACUAUAACUUAAAACCAAAUUAAUACUAAUUUGGAGGUUUUUAACAAUGGAAUUUCAUAGUAAUGUCAAAUGUAGAUUGUCUUCCUUUCCACCACUGCUCCCACAACAGAUAUUUCAACAGGUAAAAUCCAGUUUCCCGUGUGUGUGUGUGUGUAAGUGUGUAAAAGAAAGUCUGUGUACACACACACACACAAUACACUUUUCCCUCUCAACACAUUCAUCAACCACUGUGGUGAAGACAGUGUGGUAGAUGUGAGAAUCCCAAAGGAGAAUCAAGCACUGGCCUUACCUUGAGAGAGCUGAAGACUUUCUCAUUUACCAUUCUAGAAUGUUGCCAAAUGAAGAGGGGGAAAUGUAUAAUUCUGUCGAGCAAAUUUUCAUUCUCAAGUAUAGCCAAUAAUUGGAAUUAAACAUCUUUGGUAGGAAUAUGUUGCUUUUUCUUUUUCCCUUUGAUAUGUAGAAAUGGAAUUAAGUGAAAAUAGUUUGGGUUUUUUUUCUGUUUUGUCCUCAAAUUUUAUAUUGCCUUUUAUUUUUAAUUUAAUCCCAUUCAAUUAUUUAAUUGUUACCUUGACUUUAACUGCUGUAUUUGAUGACUGUUCAAUAAUUUUGUUCUUUCAGGGCUAGAAAUAAACUUUUUUUUAAUGUUCAGUUUUCCCUUCCUAAACUUUCUUUUCCUUAGGCCAGAAAAACUUAAGUAUGGUAGGUUUUCAAAGAGCAUUCUAAUAUUUUUAAGGAAAAGUGCGUUUUAAACAUGUGAUGACACCAUUUUGAAUAUAUUACAAAGCUCCAAAUGAAGUCCUAAUUUCUUCAUGUAAAUUUAAUUUGGGAUGUUGCAUACCCUGAAAUGGAUAGCAGCUGCAAUACAGGGAGUUUACUGUCACAAAGCAAAAUGAUGUAUUUUUUAGUCUAGAAAAUGUAUAGACGAUUGCUGCUUAAAAUAUAUUUGUUACACUAUAAAUUGUUCAAUAUUAUUGUAACAUUUGUAUUUCCUCAAAACAUUUGCCUGAGAAAAGUUCAAAAAAUACCUGGAUGAUUGAUUUCAGAAGCACUACAUAUAAAACCCUUUCUACUACUAUGAUAUUUGUAGCUUUUUUAAAAUCAGGGAAUUGUUUUUUAUGCUGUUAUAUAACCGGUUUUAUCUUUCGAGGACAAAGGAGUAAAGCAAUGAAAAGGAAGGAAAAUGUCUUUUUAGACCUUUGUUUCAGGCUUUCAACAAAGUAAUAUACAUAGAUUAAAAUUUCAAAUAAUCUUUAAUAAAAUUAUUAUGAGUAGUGCCAGCCCCCAGCAUUAUGCCUCCCCAAUGCUGAGUCCUGCUCCACAGAGGUAUCCUCUUUGAACUCUCUUUUCACUAUACAUUAAUCUUGACAUUUCUAACAAUUACUGUAAUAACUUUCUAUUAUGCCAGUUGAGAAUUUGUGUAUACUGCCAUACAUCCCAUUCUCCCAUUUUCACUUCCUCUAGUCUGAAGUGAGAGAGUUAGCAAUUUUUUGAUUAGUAGUCAGUUUUUAACCUAUGUGGAACUGUUUCCUUGACUCAAGUAAAUAAUUGGCUAUUGCUAUGUGUCAUUUCUUGUACCGCUAUUUGCUUUUCCCAUUGUUAAUUUUCUCUGUUUCCUUUGAAAGCACCUCCCUAUCAAUUUUCCCAUACUCACCACAAAAUUACAAAUGCCCUUUGAAGACUGACUACUCUCUAUCCAAUUCAUUGUCUCAGAUAAAGACUUCAUUUUUCUCCCCUGGAAUUAAUUGGGGCUCCAGUUGAAACUGCUGCUCUCCAGGCCAUCUGCCCCUGUGGCGCCCGAAACUCAAUUGUACUUUGCUCCUGGAUUAGGUCCUGUGUAUCCUGAACACCAGUCUUUUUGCUUGAUUUAUUCCGUA